GUCUGUACAGCAGUACUCUGACUGGGAGAGGGAAGGGGACAGGAGGGGAGAGCAGACAGAGGACCAGCUUAUCAGUCUGUUACUGCUUUCUCAAUGUCCUAUCAAACUGCAGCAGAGAAAAGAGAUGCCACCAGAAAGGACUGUGUUAUAGCAGAGCAGUGUACAUCCCGGGACUGGAUGGACAGAGAUACAAAUCCUUUUGCACAUACCCUGAUUAUGGAACCCAGCCAGUGUCUGGCAGUGUCCAGUAUUCUGGGUCCAAUGCCGAGCUCCGUCAGCUCCAGGUCCUUUAGCCCGCUGUUGGAGUAUUCCCGCAAGAGGAGGUUCAGCGAGACUGAUAGUCAAACCACAGAAGGGAAUGAACCUAAUGAUCUGCAGAGCAGAGAGGCUCACAGCCAAACUGAGAAGCGACGGCGGGAUAAAAUGAACACCUUGAUAGAGGAGUUGUCUGCCAUGAUCCCGCAGUGUGAACCCUUACCCCGCAAGCUUGACAAGCUGACUGUCCUACGGACGGCUGUUCAGCAUUUGAAAUCACUGAAGGGUUCCAGCAGCUCGUUUGCAGAGCAAAGUUACAGGCCAUCUUUCCUGCAGCAGGAUGAGCUCAGAAGGUUAAUCCUAAAGGCUGCCGACGGCUUCCUGUUUGUGGUCGGAUGUGACAGAGGAAAAAUUCUGUUUGUGUCUGAAUCCGUGUCGAAGACGCUGAAGUACAGCCAGGCUGACCUGAUAGGACAAAGUCUGUUCGACUAUCUACAUCCCAAGGAUGUUGCCAAAGUAAAGGAACAGCUGUCCUCCUCGGACAUCACCCCACGGGAAAAAUUAAUUGAUGCCAAAACUGGUUUGCAAGUGCACACACACUUUCAGGCUGGCUCUUCCCGUCUCCAUUGGGGCUCCCGGCGGUCGUUCUUCUGUCGCAUAAGGACCGGUCGCGUGUCCAACAAAGAGAAGGAGGAAUUCCUUCGUGGAGCAAAGAAAAAAGAACACCGGCGGUUCUGUACCAUCCACUGCACGGGCUACCUCCGCAACUGCCUAUCCAGCGAAGUAGGAAUGAAAGAAGACAGUGACUCUGAGAAAGAGUCCUACAAUUUUAGCUGCCUUGUGGCGAUUGGUAGGCUUCACCCAUUCAUAAUACCGCAGAGCACCGCCGAUAUUAAAGUCAAGCCCACCGAGUUUGUCACACGUUACACCAUGGAUGGUAAAUUUGUUUAUGUGGAUCAACGAGCCACGGCUAUUUUAGGGUACCUUCCUCAGGAGCUUUUGGGCACUUCCUGCUAUGAGUACUUCCAUCCAGAUGACCACAGCCACCUAACGGACCAUCACAAAAGUGUUCUUCAGAGCAAAGAGAAAAUUGUGACAAACCCCUACAAGUUCAGGGUGAAAGACGGGUCCUUCAUUAUUCUGAGGAGCCAGUGGUUCAGUUUCAUUAAUCCGUGGACCAAAGAGUUUGAAUAUAUUGUGUCGGUUAACACAGUUGUCUCAGGCCAGGGGUCAUCUCUAGAGACUGCCUCUCUCCCUGGGAGCUCACACUCUUCAGAAGAUACUUCCAAGCGUCCUUACCUCCAUGUACCUGGGAUGUCCAGCGGGACACUGCUCGGUGCUGCAAACAUUGGAAAAGAGAUCGCAAAACAGAUAUUAGAACUGCAGAGGUUGCAGUCUCCGCCGUUUAAUGGGGAUAUAAGUCCUAGUGACCUUUUAAAGAAAUCCCCUCUUGGCAUUGGCGCCCCAUGCGGGGAGGUUCAGAAAGACGAUUUGGUACGACUGUCCCCUUCAGAAAUUGAGAAACUAGAAGCGUCUUCUCCAAAUGACAUCUUGCCCUCGUUCCCUAUUCCAGAUCACCUCCUGGGUGAGGGUUCUGCUCUUGACUUUGAGAAUGACGAAACCACCAUGGCCGCCCUCAUGAACUUUUUCGAGGCAGACGGAGGCCUUGGCGACAACGGAGGCCUGAAUGAUAUACACUGGACACUUUAGCAGGGCUAAACACCGACCGCCUUUAAACGCACAACCAAAACGUACUGUAAUCUACCGGGGCUUGGACACCGUUGUCAUUAUUUUUGUAUUUUAUAUGUUACAGAAAAAAAAACACACAAAGCAUUUCCUAAAGGAUUCCUCUCCCCACAGGAAGCGAAUACACAGGAAGACAUUUUGGGGGAUGAUGUAUGAUACGGAAAUAUUUUCAUACUUGUUAUUAAAGCAGUUUUUCCUUGUACAUA
This is a messenger RNA of Rana temporaria (common frog), 2207 nucleotides long. RefSeq names its product aryl hydrocarbon receptor nuclear translocator like 2 (gene BMAL2). The coding region runs from base 94 to 1965 and encodes 623 amino acids. Gene Ontology annotation, cellular component: cytoplasm; transcription regulator complex; nucleus. The record is from RefSeq and is a predicted model, not a curated record. Lineage: Eukaryota; Metazoa; Chordata; Amphibia; Anura; Ranidae. The transcript is spliced from 16 exons. Gene Ontology annotation, biological process: regulation of transcription by RNA polymerase II. Gene Ontology annotation, molecular function: RNA polymerase II cis-regulatory region sequence-specific DNA binding; protein dimerization activity; DNA-binding transcription factor activity, RNA polymerase II-specific.